AUGCGUUCGACGAAUGAAUCAGUAAAAUUAUAUGUUGGUGAUUUAGGUGAUAAUCGUAAAUCAGAUUUAAAUCGUUUAUUUAGUAAAUAUGGAGAGAUUUCAACGAUAUAUAUUGAUGAAAAUAAACAUUUCGGUUUUGUUGAAUUUAAAUCUUUGAGUGAUGCUAAACGUGCAUUAGAACGUACAAAUAAUAAAACAAUAAAUGGUUCAAAAAUUCGUGUUGAAUAUGCUAAAUCGGAUAAAAUAUCUCGAAAUUAUCGACGUCCAUUAUCUCGUGAUCGUUCACCAACAUCAAUUCUCUACAAUCAUUUACAGGUAACAGCUAAUCGUUUACCAUCUAUGCAAGCAUUUCGUCAAAAUUAUCAUCAACAAUAUCCAUCAGACAUGAUACCUAACUCUUCGAUGUUAUCUUCUCGUGGUCGAUCUUUAACACCACCAUCAUUCAAACAAAAUUCUCAUCUAUCAUUACGAUCACAAGAUUUAUAUUACCAUCAUCAUCCAGCUAUGUACAGUGAUCCAGCAUAUUAUCGAGCAUAUAGUGAUCCAUUUUUAAUGCAACGUCUUCCGCCACCUGCUUUCCUUUCUCCAACAUCAUCAUCAUCAUCUCGUCCAUAUCGAAAUAUGUAUUCAUCUUCUGGUGAUAUUGAUCGUUAUACAGGACAUCUAUCUUCAGUACAACGUUCGAAACGAAGUCGUAGUCGUAGUCGACGCAGAACUUCGCCAUCACGUCGAAAUCGUUCGAGUCGUGAAAGAAAACAUAAACGACGAACAUCAUCUUCGUCAUCACUUCAACAGCAACGUGGACCACGAACACCGCCACUAUCAUCAACACAUCGGUCAAGUAAAAGAACACGUUCAGGCUCGAAUGCCGUUGCUUCGACAUCUGAACGAAAAUCAUCAUCAAGUUCAUCUUCUGAAGACGAAGAAAAACGAUCAAGUUCAAGAAAAUCUCCAAAUGAUGAAUCAAAUCGAAAACAUUCAAAAAGAAAAACAAGAGAAUGA
Molecule: messenger RNA, 1002 nt
Organism: Adineta steineri
Lineage: Eukaryota; Metazoa; Rotifera; Eurotatoria; Adinetida; Adinetidae
Source: the annotation of a GenBank genome assembly